CAAAGUUGUUGGAAUGAGGAGAACAGAACGCGAGUUUUCCCCGAUUUCAAAUUUUCAAAUGGAAAUCAUCAAUCAAGACGGAAGACACCCCCAGAGCGACGUCGUGGCCGCCGUGGUAGCCCGUGACUGCACGCUGCAUUGAGAAACUUUUUGAGCCCCCCCUCCACCCCACACACACAUCAACCAUCGCCGUCCAACUCAGUGCCGAGGGGAAUGAGAGCCUCCUCAGGCUUUCUCCAACUACCGCUUUCAGGAACAACAUUUGGACAAAAAAAAAACACUCGAAGAAGCAUACGGCAACCCCAACUCAUAAUGCGGACAGAUUGAGCUGCGCCAGGAAACAAUAAUACUCCCGUGGACAGCUUGUGUUGCAAGAAUCUAUUGCUGGAUCUACCGCGAGCUCGAGUGCUGAACGAAAAUCGCUUGGUUUUUUUUCUUUCUUCUAUUUUACUAUCCCAUAACCAAGGAAAGAUAACUGCCAGAGGUUUGCCCUUAUCUGACAGAGAUGACGUCUCCGGCGAAAUUUCGUAAGGAGAAGGAGAUUAUUGCAGAAUAUGAGACUCAAGUUAAAGAGAUCCGAGCGCAGCUGGUGGAGCAGCUCAAGUGCCUGGACCAGCAGUGUGAGCUGCGGGUGCAGCUGCUGCAGGAUCUGCAGGACUUCUUCCGCAAGAAGGCCGAGAUCGAGAUGGACUACUCGCGCAACCUGGAGAAGCUCGCCGAGCGCUUCCUCACCAAGACACGCAGCACCAAGGACCACCAGUUCAAGAAGGAGCAGGCGGUGUUGUCCCCGGUCACCUGUUGGAACCUGCUGCUGAGCCAGGUGAAGAGGGAGAGCCGUGACCACGCCACGCUGAGUGACCUGUACCUCAACAACAUCAUCCCGCGCUUCGCACAGGUCAGCGAGGACUCCGGACGCCUCUUCAAGAAGAGUAAGGAGGUGGGACUGCAGCUGCAGGAGGACAUGAUGAAGGUUCUAAACGAGCUCUACACGGUGAUGAAGACGUACCACAUGUACAACACGGACAGCAUGAACGCGGAGAGCAAGCUGAAGGAGGCGGAGAAGCAGGAGGAGAAGCAGAUGAGUCGCUCCGUGCGGCAGGAGGAGCGCCAGAGUCCUCGCUCCCCCGACGCCCUCACCACCGUCAAGAUCGAGGAGAAGCACGUCCGCCGCUCCUCCGUCAAGAAGAUCGAGAAGAUGAAGGAGAAGCGGCAGGCCAAGUACACUGAGAACAAGCUGAAGGCCAUCAAGGCUCGUAAUGAGUACCUGCUGCAGCUGGAGGCCACCAACGGAUCCGUGUUCAAGUACUACAUCCACGACCUCUCCGACCUCAUAGACUGCUGUGACCUGGGCUACCAUGCGAGUCUGAACCGGGCCUUGCGGACGUACCUGUCGGCCGAGUUCAACGUGGAGUCGUCCAAGCACGGCGGGCUGGAGAGCAUCGAGAGCGCAGCGGACAACCUGGAGGCCAACGCCGACAAGCAGCGGCUCAUGGAGACCUACAACAACGUCUUCUGCCCGCCCAUGCGCUUCGACUUCCAGUCCCACAUGGGGGACACGAUGGAUCAGCUGUGUGCACAGCAGCCUGUGCAGGUGGAGUUGUUGCAGAGGUGUCAGCAGCUGCAGUCCCGCCUGUCCACACUGCGCAUAGAGAACGAGGAGGUGAAGAAGACUAUGGAGGCCACUCUGCAGACUAUCCAGGACAUGGUGACGGUGGAGGACUUCGACGUGACCGACUGCUUCCACCACAGCAACUCCAUGGAGUCGGUCAAGUCCACCAUCUCCGAGUCCUACAUGAGCAAGCCCAGCCUGGCCAAGAGACGGGCCAACCAGCAGGAGACUGAACAGUUCUACUUCACGAAGCUGAAGGAGUUCCUGGAGGGCCGCAACCUGAUCACCAAACUGCAGGCCAAACAUGACCUGAUCCAGAAGACCCUGGGAGAGAGUCAGAAGACUGACUACUGCCUUGCCAGUGGAAGGAGGAGUUCCUCAGUGAGGAAGCAGGAUUCUAGUCAGAUGAUCCCCCUGAUGGUGGAGAGUUGCAUUCGCUUCAUCAGUCGUCAUGGUUUGCAUCAUGAGGGCAUCUUCAGAGUGUCUGGCUCUCAGGUGGAAGUCAACGACAUCAAGAAUGCCUUUGAGAGAGGUGAGGAUCCUCUGGCGGGAGAUCAGAAUGACCAUGACAUGGACUCCAUCGCCGGGCGUGCUCAAGCUCUACUUCAGAGGCUGGAGCACGCCCUCUUCCCCAAGGAAGUCUUCCAUGACCUCAUUUCCUGUGUCUGUAAGUCCCUCCAGGACAGAGCUGUACACAUCAAUAAGGUCCUGCUUCAGCUGCCCAGCAACACCCUGGUCAUCAUGAGAUACCUGUUUGCUUUCCUCAACCAUCUGUCCCAGUUCAGUGAGGACAACAUGAUGGACCCGAAUAACUUGGCCAUCUGCUUCGGCCCGACGCUGAUGUGUGUUCCGGAGUGCCAGGACCAGGUGUCCAGCCAGGCGCACGUCAACGAGCUGAUCAAGACCAUCAUCAUCCACCACCAGGCCAUCUUCCCCGGCCCCCGCCACCUCCAGGGGCCCGUCUACGACCGCGGGGUCCCCGACGACUACUGGUGA
Molecule: messenger RNA, 2605 nt
Organism: Sardina pilchardus (European sardine)
Lineage: Eukaryota; Metazoa; Chordata; Actinopteri; Clupeiformes; Clupeidae
Gene: srgap2
Product: SLIT-ROBO Rho GTPase activating protein 2
Biological process (GO): signal transduction; negative regulation of cell migration
Cellular component (GO): cytoplasm
Source: RefSeq, a predicted model, not a curated record